GUAUUUGCCAUUCAUUUCACCCUCUGCAUCUCUGCAUCUUAUGAAUUCAGAGCUCUUCACUCUGACCUAUGGAGCUCUGGUUACACAACUGUGUAAAGAUUAUGAAAAUGAUGAAGAUGUUAACAAGCAAUUGGAUAAAAUGGGAUACAACAUUGGUGUUCGACUAAUUGAAGAUUUUUUGGCUCGUUCUAAUGUUGGGAGAUGUCAUGACUUCCGUGAAACUGCAGAUGUUAUUGCAAAGGUUGCAUUUAAAAUGUACCUGGGCAUAACUCCAAGUGUGACCAACUGGAGCCCAGCAGGAGAUGAAUUUUCACUGAUUCUGGAAAAUAAUCCACUUGUCGACUUUGUGGAAUUGCCUGACAACCACUCUAAUCUGAUCUACUCUAAUCUCCUCUGUGGAGUUCUGAGAGGAGCACUGGAAAUGGUUCAAAUGGCAAUUGAUGUGAAGUUUGUCCAAGACACACUGAAAGGUGACAAUGUAACAGAAAUCCGAAUGAAAUUCAUUAAAAGGAUUGAAGAAAACCUCCCAGCUGGAGAAGAGUAAUUGUUCAGUAAUGUCGUAUUUUGCAGGAAAUAACUAGUAGGAUAUUGGUUAUGUAAAUAUUAUAGUCUACAGAUUGUUGCAUUGUAAAAUCAUUCCUCUUUAUUUAAAUGACAAAAACAUGACUUUUAGCAAGAGUGAAAAACAAUUUAUUAGGCCCUCAAUGUUGCAGUGAAUGACAUUGUGCCUGCUUCUGCAACUUCCACUCUGGUGAAGGAACUUGUGUUUCUUAUGAUUUUGCAAUUAUUUUUCUGAGUGUUAUGAAUGUUUCGGGUGCUCAAAAGAACAAAUUCCCUACUGCUUAAAAAGACAAAAGAAAUCCAUUGGACGUUUGUUUAAAAGGCAUCUUGGUAAUUUUGUUCCCAUUUCUUCCUUUCUGACUUUACUCUUAUUCUCUCUGACUAUAAAUAUACAGCUUUGUUUCUGGGUACUCAAAUCAGAGAUUUGGGAGAUUAAUUUUGGCAUUAAGGUGAGUGUAUUUUGGGAAACUGGAAGGCCAACUUAUAAUGCUUUGUGAGACGAGAUAAGAAUGAUUUACUUUGAACACUAUGGUAUUCUAUAAUCUGAUUUACUAGGCAUUUUACUCCAGUUGACAUAGUGUAUGAAUUCAACUCAGGGUGAAAAGUUUUCACUGUAACCCCUAUUAGAAUACACAGUCCAGAGCCGAGAGCAAUCAGUGUUUUUGUUUCUGCUUCUAGUUAGGUGGUAUUACGAGAAUCUGUUGCCGUCUUGUUUGCAUUCUGGCUGUGUAUCUCUGUAUCUGGUAGCAGCCAUGUAAAGGAGUAACCAUAAUACGUCCACAACUAGAGUUCCAAUCUCUGGGCAACAAUGAAGAGAUCUACAUUUGGAGCAUCACAUUUUAUAGUCCCCACUGGAGAUAUCAUGACAACUUCAAAGAAUGGUGAACAAGAGCCAAGGCUUUGCAUAUUUGAAUCUUGUUGUUACCAAACACCUGUUUCCUAGGACUGGAGCUGCACAGGAAUAUUCUAACUUUACAACAAAUCAAUGAAGUAAUUGGUGCAGUUCAGUUGGAUUCAUGAUGUCUGUGUCAGUGUACCUGCUGCAGCUGGUAAAGUUUUACUGUAAAUUUAAAUUCUGGUCGUUGAUAAUUUUGCCUUUGACAAUGUUGGCUGCUGAAGGGAUUUCCCCCAUUGUAAUGGUGCAUUUCCAAAAGGCAAUAACUACACUGACCUGAAUUUCAAUCCUUGUAUUUGGACCACUGAGUAGUAUUGACCACCAACAAUUUUGUUCAGUUCUUUCCUACUCCACAGAACCAUGUUGCUCAUGAUUCAUUCAGUUCUAAACUUGUUGUAUACUAAUAUUUUGUAUUUUAUGCAAACCUUCUGCAAAUUUGCUUUUCCUCCUUCUGGGAAUAAUCCAUGCCUAUUGUAAUAAAUGAACAGAAACAAAAUUAUAAAGCCCAAUUGAAACUUUCAGAAAAAUAUGUAAAUGUUGUUAUAAUUCUAGGAAAUAAAGUGGGUUGAUCUUUUAAAAUUUGUACAUUUUAUCCUUUUCGAUUGAACUCGUUGACUGCUUUUGAGAUGAUAACAUUUUUUAAUCUUAAAAACAAAACCAACCAACUUAUUAUUAUUAAUUUAAUUAUUAACUUGAGGCAUUCAUCAACACCUGUCACAGUGAAGGAAAUGUGGUUGAUUACGUUUAGCACCAGUCAUUACCAUUACUGAAGCUGGUAUCUGUGACGUUGAGUCAUUUGUACAAGCUUUCUGAGAGUUGAAAUGAUCAUUGUGAAAUUUACUUUGAUCCAUUGGUGGUGCAGUUAUGUACCUCAUUAACAUCUAACUCGACUGUCCUGAUAAGAGAAUGUACAUUUCAGUUUGUUUAUUAAUUACAGAUUCCAGGUCAGUAGAAGGGCCAAAUGCUCCACUACUGUGCAGAGCAUUUCUAUUUCAUUCACAUUUAUUAUUAUUAUUAUUGUGGGAAAAAGGUGCCUGAAUUAGCCUGAAAUUGAAUAACUCGGAGUGGUUCUAAAGCUAAGUAACAAAGAUUCAGACCAUCUUGAAAAGGAUGUGUCAAUAAAUUGCAUUGUACAUGAGGUGUAAGAUUUAUGUUAUACUAAAUAUAUUGUGGUGUGGUCCCGUUUUAAAAUAACAAACUUUGUUAGGAAUCUGCCUUUUGUAUUAGGAACUACCUUUGUUUUGGAUGGUAUCUGAACAUCGAAUUAAACAAAUACAGUAUGCAAGCAAGAAUUUAAAUGA
This is a messenger RNA of Callorhinchus milii (elephant shark), 2757 nucleotides long. It is a transcript of the gene trappc3, whose product is annotated as trafficking protein particle complex subunit 3. Gene Ontology annotation, biological process: intra-Golgi vesicle-mediated transport; endoplasmic reticulum to Golgi vesicle-mediated transport. The record is from RefSeq and is a predicted model, not a curated record. Bases 41 to 544 code for a protein of 167 amino acids. Gene Ontology annotation, cellular component: cytosol; cis-Golgi network membrane; TRAPP complex. NCBI's taxonomy places the organism in Eukaryota, Metazoa, Chordata, Chondrichthyes, Chimaeriformes, Callorhinchidae. The transcript is spliced from 5 exons.